GGCUGGAGCCCUUCACAGGGGGCUGGAGCCCAUCACAGGGGGCUGGAUCCCACCACAGGGGGCUGGAUCCCCCAGCAGAGCUGGGGAGGGGAGCAGGGCUGGAUCCCCCAGCAGAGCUGGACCCGUUGUGUGUAUGGAGUGCACUCACAGGAACCCCAGGAGGGCUGGAUCUGCCUGGGGGGGCUGGAUCCCCUUAUGGGGGGUUGAUUUCUUCUGGGGAGGGCUGGCUCCCCUUGCAGCGGGGCUGGAUCCAUUUGGGGGAGAACUGGAUGCCUCUGCAGGGGGAUGGAUCCCCUCGAAGGGCACCUGAGGGGGCAGGCCCGGGGAAGGCUUGGGCUGGGGGGGCUGUGCUGAGAGGGUCAUGGAGUUGGCCUGUGGAGCUGGGGGAAUCUCUGGGGUUCACCCCAUCAGUUCCGGGAGAGGCUCAAGGAUUCGGGGUGCAGCCCCCCAGCUCCUUGUCGUGCAUCCAGCAUCCGCGUGGCCCCCCCAAAACUCCAGCGCUGGCGAGGGGAGAGCCUGGGAGGGCUCUUUGGAGAGCAGCCCCCCGAAAUGGGACCUGGCGAGUGGAGACCCCCCGGGGGCACCCAGCAACAGCACGAGCGCCGGGGGGGCGGCGGCAGGACCCCAGCUAGAGCCCCCCGGGGGGGGCACGGCCACCACGGAGCCUUCGGCCGUGCCCGAGGGGUGCCCGGGGUGCGGCGGGGAGGGCGAGGCCAGCGCCGUGCCCCCCCGAGCCGUCACCUGGCCCGGGGCCGGGGGCACGGUGCCGGGGGCGCUCGGCAGCCCCGAGGAGCCGGGCAGCGGUGACCGACCCACGCCCGGCCCGGGGGGCUUCGGGGGGCUCCCGGCCGCCCCGCCCAGCCCCCCCGGGCCCCGGCUCGCCACCGACUCUGCCGAAUCCCAGCCGCGGACCCCCGUGCUGGGCGAGCCCGGCGCCGGGGGGGACUCGGGGGGUGCCCCGGAGCUCUGGGCCGCCCCGUCCAGCCCGGCCCCGGCGCAGGGCGCCCGCGGCUGGACCGACCUGACGUGGCUGCAGGAGCCCGGCGCCGCCGCCACGGGCCCGCCCCAGCCCCCCGCCGAGCGCGGGGGCUCGGAAAUCAUCGACGUCGACUACUACGACCUGUUCGAGGGGGGCCAGGGACUGGGGGGUGCCCCCGGGGCCGGCCGGCGCCGGGAGCCCGAGGGGGCGGCCACGCCCUGGGCCCUGCACGAGCUCUACGACGACUUCACGCCCUUCGACGACGCCGAUUUCUACCCCACCACCUCCUUCUACGCCGACGGGGACGACGAGGACGAGCUGGAGGACGAGGAGGAAGAGGAGGAGGAGGACGGCGGGCUGCGGGGCAGCCCCACGGCCUGGCCGCGGCCCGGCGAGCGGGGCCCGCCCGACAACGGCUCCGAGUGCCGGAGCGGCUACGUGCGGCACAACAGCUCCUGCCGCUCGCUCUGCGAGCUCGUCCCCAGCUACUGCCACAACGGCGGCCAGUGCUACCUGGUGGAGAGCCACGGGGCCUUCUGCCGGUGCAACACGCAGGACUACACGUGGCACAAGGGCACACGCUGCGAGUCCAUCGUCACCGACUUCCAGGUGAUGUGCGUGGCCGUGGGCUCGGCCGCGCUCGUGGUGCUGCUGCUCUUCAUGCUCACCGUGUUCUUCGCCAAGAAGCUCUACCUGCUCAAGACGGAGAACAGCAAACUGCGCAAGACCAAAUACCGCACCCCGUCCGAGCUGCACAACGACAACUUCUCCCUGUCCACCAUCGCCGAGGGCUCCCACCCCAACGACGACCCCAGCGCCCCGCACAAGCUGCAGGACUCGCUGAAGUCCUGCCUGAAGGACGAGGAGCCCUUCAACAUCCACAACUCGACGUCGCCCAAGCACGAAGGCGGCAAGGGGGAGCAGGACGCGGGGGAGCUCAACUGCCUGCAGAACAAGCUGGCGUGAGCGGCGGCGCCGGGGCCGGGCUCCCCCCGCCGCAGCCGCGCCCCCGCCCCGCGCCCCUCCCGCUCCCUGGCAUGCUUUGGUGUGUUUUGUACUGAGGAAAACAAAAAUCCCGGUGAUCAUUCGGCCGUGUCGUGGGGGUGUUUGGUUCGUGCUCCGUGUUUCUCGCUUGGGUUUGUUCCGCGCUGUGGUUUCUAAACCUUUGCCGUCCCGCAACUGACUUUUUUUGUACUUUUUGCCCCACUUUUUUUGAAAUACAGGGAAAAACAACAAAAAAGGAGGAAAAAAAAAAAAAGAAA
This is a messenger RNA of Passer montanus (Eurasian tree sparrow), 2241 nucleotides long. It is a transcript of the gene CSPG5, whose product is annotated as chondroitin sulfate proteoglycan 5. Lineage: Eukaryota; Metazoa; Chordata; Aves; Passeriformes; Passeridae. The record is from RefSeq and is a predicted model, not a curated record. Gene Ontology annotation, biological process: nervous system development.